Molecule: messenger RNA, 522 nt
Organism: Pygoscelis adeliae (Adelie penguin)
Lineage: Eukaryota; Metazoa; Chordata; Aves; Sphenisciformes; Spheniscidae
Gene: CRYAA
Product: crystallin, alpha A
Exons: 3
Coding region: 1-522 (173 amino acids)
Biological process (GO): protein refolding; lens development in camera-type eye; response to heat
Molecular function (GO): protein folding chaperone; structural constituent of eye lens
Source: RefSeq, a predicted model, not a curated record
AUGGACAUUACCAUCCAGCACCCCUGGUUCAAGCGUGCUCUGGGACCCCUCAUUCCAAGCCGUUUGUUCGACCAGUUUUUUGGAGAGGGUCUCCUUGAGUAUGACCUCCUGCCUUUGUUCUCUUCCACUAUCAGCCCCUACUACAGGCAGUCCCUCUUCCGCAGCGUGCUGGAAUCAGGCAUUUCAGAGGUGAGGUCUGACCGGGACAAGUUUACAAUCAUGCUGGAUGUAAAACACUUCUCUCCCGAAGACCUGAGUGUGAAGAUUAUCGAUGAGUUUGUGGAAAUCCAUGGCAAGCACAGUGAAAGACAGGAUGACCACGGUUACAUCUCCCGUGAAUUUCACCGCCGGUACCGCCUGCCUGCCAACGUGGACCAGACUGCCGUCACCUGCUCCCUGUCCAACGACGGCAUGCUGACCUUCUCGGUGCCCAAGGUGCCCUCCAACAUGGAUGCCAGCCGCAGCGAGAGGCCCAUCCCUGUGUCCCGGGAGGAGAAGCCCACCUCCGCGCCUUCCUCCUAA